Messenger RNA from Dromaius novaehollandiae (emu), 1789 nucleotides. It is a transcript of the gene ZBTB3, whose product is annotated as zinc finger and BTB domain containing 3. NCBI's taxonomy places the organism in Eukaryota, Metazoa, Chordata, Aves, Casuariiformes, Dromaiidae. The record is from RefSeq and is a predicted model, not a curated record. Gene Ontology annotation, molecular function: DNA-binding transcription factor activity, RNA polymerase II-specific; protein binding. Gene Ontology annotation, cellular component: nucleus. The coding region runs from base 63 to 1328 and encodes 421 amino acids. The transcript is spliced from 2 exons. Gene Ontology annotation, biological process: regulation of transcription by RNA polymerase II.
CCAAUCAGCGCGGGCGGGGGCGGGCCUUUCCGCCGCCGCUGCUUUGUGGGCGCGGCGGCGCCAUGGAGUUCCCGGAGCACGGGCGGCAGGUGCUGCGCGGCCUGCGGGAGCAGCGCGGCCGCGGCUUCCUGUGCGACUGCAGCGUGCUGGUGGGCGGCGCCCAGUUCCGGGCCCACCGCGCCCUCCUGGCCGCCUGCAGCGCCUUCUUCCACAUGUGCUACGAGGAGCGGCUGGACAAGGGCGACCUGGUGCGCGUCAACGGCGAGAUCGUCACGCCGGCCGCCUUCGGGCUGCUGCUGGACUUCAUGUACGAGGGGCGCCUGGCCUUCGGCGACACCCCCGUGGAGGACGUGCUGGCGGCCGCCAGCUACCUGCACAUGAACGAUGUCGUCAAGGUCUGCAAGAAGCGGCUGCAGGCGCGGGCGCCCGCCGAGGCCGACAGCACCAAGCGGGAGGAGGCGGCGCCCGGCAGCCCCGCGCUGCCGCCCGGCGCCUCCAAGCCGCCGCCGCCAGGCGCUGAGGUGCCGCCGGGGAGCGGCCCGGCCCGGGCGGUGCCGCAGGGCGAGCGGGAGCGGCCGCCGGGCGCCCCCGAGCCGCCGGCGCCCACCGUGGACGCGGCCGACACCACGCAGCCCGGCAUGGAGGGCGACUCGCCCCGCGGCCCGCUGCCGGGGGGGCCGCCGCUGCCGGGGGGGCCGCCGCCGCCCGCGGACCCCUCCCUCUCCAGCCCCAGCAGCUCCACGGAGACGCUGCCGCCGCCCUUCCCGGCGCCGGGGCGCCCGGCCGAGCCGCCGGGCCCGGAGCCCUGGGCGCCCGGCGGCCUGGGCGGCUUCGGCGGCCGCCCGCGGGGCCCCGGCGCCGCCGUCAAGGUGGAGGCCAUCGUCAUCUCCGACGAGGAGCCGGAGCCGCCGGAGCCCGGCGCGGAGCCGCUCUUCGCCCGGCCGCCGGCCGAGGCGCCCGAGGAGGCGGCGGCCGAGGGCGGCUUCGCGCUGCCCUUCGCCGCGCUGCCGCCGCCCUUCGCCGCGCUGCCGCCGCCGCCGCCGCCGCCGCUGCGCGAGCCGCUCUUCCUGCCCAAGUUCGAGGCGGGCGGCGGCCUGGGGCUCUUCGCCGAGGACGUGCCCACGUGCCGCACCUGCGGCAAGACCUUCUCCUGCUCGUACACGCUGCGGCGCCACGCCACCGUGCACACGCGCGAGCGCCCCUACGAGUGCCGCUACUGCCUGCGCAGCUACACCCAGUCCGGGGACCUCUACCGCCACAUCCGCAAGGCGCACCACGACGGGCUGGCGGCCAAGCGCUGCAAGACGGACGCCGACAGCCCGCCCUAGCCGCGGGGGACGCCCGGACACCGGGACACGGGGACACCGGGACACGCGGGCACCCAGGACACUGGGACGCCAGGACACUGGGAUGCCAGGACACUGGGACACCCGGACACCUGGGAUACCCCGACGCUGGGACACCGGGACACGCAGACACCAGGACGCCCAGGACACCGGGAGACCCGGGUGCCAGGACACCCGGACACCCGGAUGCCUGGACAUCCAGACCCUGGGACACCCGGACAGCAGGACUCCCGGGACACCCGGACACGGGGACACUCGGACACGGGGACACCCGGGUGCCACCACACGGACACCGGACAGGGGCCGUCCCAGGGGUGGCAGCGGUGCGGGCCGGGCGCCAAAUGUACGGCGGUGACGUAGCUGCCCGUGACGCGGCUCUGCUGCCCGUGACGCGGCUGCCCGUGACGUAAUAAAGCGCCUCCGGUAACGGGGAGCAGACGGUG